AUGGCUCAACCAAGUUUCUGGUACGGCUUUUGCACGGCCAUCCUCACGCUUGCCGCCAUUACGCUGUUUCGCGCGUUCAGUCCUCUCCUAGCUGCCAUUUCCACUGCCGCCGCAGUACUGCUACUCAGCCACGAGGUUUUCUCCGAUAUCAGCCGCUCCCUCGAAUACGCUGGUACCCUCAGCAAAACCCAAGCUUUGGCAGAGCUGCUUUUCAGCCAGCAUGGCAAGUUGGCCGUCCAAGUCGUCGAGUCAAAACAGUAUAUUGACGCAUGCGUGCACUACAGCUGGACUGCCUCCGUCAUCACGACAGAUAUGAAGGUGAAAGAUGUGGUACUAGUCGAAACGGAUACGGGUACCUUGUCAAGGGAACAGGUGGUGAACUCGCUGCACGCAGGGCUGGCAAAACUGGUGCUGCGAAAGGCUAACAAGCACGUGGAGCUAGAUGUGCCUAAAGAGUAGCAGCGGAUACGCGGAGCAGGUUAGCGAUGCGAUGGGUUGGUAAGCUGCUCAAUCAUGGGACAUCCUGAGG
Messenger RNA from Boeremia exigua, 529 nucleotides. RefSeq lists its product as uncharacterized. Lineage: Eukaryota; Fungi; Ascomycota; Dothideomycetes; Pleosporales; Didymellaceae. The transcript has 3 exons. The record is from RefSeq and is a predicted model, not a curated record. Bases 1 to 459 code for a protein of 152 amino acids.